Molecule: messenger RNA, 789 nt
Organism: Penicillium pulvis
Lineage: Eukaryota; Fungi; Ascomycota; Eurotiomycetes; Eurotiales; Aspergillaceae
Exons: 2
Coding region: 1-789 (262 amino acids)
Source: RefSeq, a predicted model, not a curated record
AUGUCUGGGAGCAAGUCAUUUGGAUAUCGUGACGGCAUUGCUAUUGCUCAAAUAGUGGCAUUUUCGUUCCCUCUGUUCGGCGCUAUAUACUUUAAAUUCCACCAUCAACUUGGGUGGUUCUGCAUCGGUGUCUUCACAAUCCUCAGACUCAUCAGUGCGAGCUGCAAGCUUACUCUGAUCCGGCAUGACUCUCACGGGCUUCGGGCUGCUAUUCUCGUUUGUGAGUCUCUUGGAAUGAUUCUUAUCAUAUUUCUUUUGCUGGAGAUGCUUGAGAGGAUAAAUCGAGUCGUCUCCGUUGCAGCUGCAAAAAUAUUUUGGAUCCCAUCGAUCAUCACCUGGAUAGACAUCGCGAUCUCAAUCGCCGGGUGGGUCGCUGUCAUGCAUGUCGAACAUCCCCUCGCCCCGACGCCUUACAGUCAAGCCAGUAUGGCCCUGUUGACUGUCAUAUAUCUAUAUUUGGUUGGUGUGUUUGCCAUUUUCUGGCAUCGACGGAACGAAUACUGCGAAGAAGAGCGCUGGGCAUUAAAGGGCGUGACAAUUUGCAUCCCUUUACUCGCAAUCCGCUUGGCAUACUCAUUGAUCUUUAUAAUUACGGGAGAUAUGGACUUCAAUGCUAUCAAGGGCAACUCUACUGCCUACUUGGUUAUGACGAUGCUGCCCGAGGUUGCUAUCAUCGGUGUGUGUACUUAUGUCAUUGGGGUGAAGAUUACACCACUGCGUCAACGUGGAAAACAGCUUUCGCAGAGGUUGGAAGAUCCGAAAAGUCAACGUGGUAUGUCUAUGGAAUGA